UCAAACAAAAUUCGUAUUGGUAAUUUGGUAUUUGUUCUAAAACUUGUAAAACUCGUACGUUUUUAUUGUAAUGUAUGUAAUUAAUACUCUCUAAGUUGACAAAAAAGGCUUGGUUAUUAAGAAUCAACCGGGAAUAAUAGUUUUAAUAAUAUUAGAUUCUCAACGUAUUCUUUCUUUUGCAACCUGACCGAACUGUACAGAUUUUAAUUAAUCACACAUAGAUUAAUAUUCACAUUUAUAAAAUGCACCGAAACCUACCACAAAAUAAGGAAGCUCUUUUGAAAUCGUACACCACGAGGCUUAAAGAAGAUGUUAAAAGUAUGCUAGAAAAUUUUGAAGAGAUCAUUCGAUUGGCAAAAGGAGAAAGAGGAGAGAAUGAAUCACAAUUGAACAGGAUGACACAGAUUGAACAAGACACAUUUGAAAUGCAAGUCAGAGCUGCAAAUAUAGUUCGAGCUGGAGAGUCACUGAUGAAAUUAGUAUCAGAUAUAAAACAAUAUUUGAUAUUAAAUGACUUCCCAUCAGUCAAUGAAGCCAUAACACAAAACUCUAAACUAUUCCGCACAAAACAGCAAGAAUGUGAUCAAAAACUAAUGUCAUUGCGUGAUGAUAUAGCAGCAGAUUUGUAUGAUUUAGAAGAUGAGUAUUUCACUAGCAUAUAUAAAUAAAGAGUAAUAAUAUAUUAAAUAUAAGUUUUAUAUCCAGUGUGAUCUGUACAA
Messenger RNA from Ostrinia nubilalis (European corn borer), 719 nucleotides. RefSeq names its product mediator of RNA polymerase II transcription subunit 22 (gene MED22). Lineage: Eukaryota; Metazoa; Arthropoda; Insecta; Lepidoptera; Crambidae. The transcript has 3 exons. The record is from RefSeq and is a predicted model, not a curated record. Gene Ontology annotation, biological process: regulation of transcription by RNA polymerase II. Gene Ontology annotation, molecular function: transcription coregulator activity. Bases 243 to 668 code for a protein of 141 amino acids. Gene Ontology annotation, cellular component: mediator complex.